Messenger RNA from Anolis sagrei ordinatus, 1231 nucleotides. RefSeq names its product C-X-C chemokine receptor type 3-like. Gene Ontology annotation, cellular component: external side of plasma membrane; membrane. NCBI's taxonomy places the organism in Eukaryota, Metazoa, Chordata, Lepidosauria, Squamata, Anolidae. Gene Ontology annotation, molecular function: C-X-C chemokine receptor activity; C-C chemokine receptor activity; C-C chemokine binding. The record is from RefSeq and is a predicted model, not a curated record. Gene Ontology annotation, biological process: immune response; G protein-coupled receptor signaling pathway; positive regulation of cytosolic calcium ion concentration.
GAUCAGAAGGAGGCCCAAGAUCAAAAGCGACGACGUUUGAGGAUUUCUGUUCUUUUUGCCCAUCUUCACUUCGGAGAAACCUGUCGGCUCUGACAAUGGAUGGAGAUGAUAGCAUGGUCUUAACCAGUGGUGACCUCUAUGGCUCAUUGGUCAACUACUCCGAUGGCUAUUAUGAUUACGACAACUCGACCGACGCCUGCUGCUCAUCAUCUUCCAUUUGCAACUCCAACGCAACCCAAGCCUUCGCCGGCAGCUUUUUGCCCGCUUUCUACAGCGUGAUCUGCAUCCUGGGCUUGUGGGGCAACGGGAUGGUCAUCACGGUCCUGCUGCGCUCCAAGGAGGCUCUGGCCGGGACGGAUGUCUUCCUCUUCAACCUGGCCGUGGCCGACAUCCUCCUGGUGCUGACCCUCCCCUUCUGGGCCGUCCAAGAGGCCCGUGGCUGGGUCUUCACCACCUUCCUGUGCCGAGUGGUGGGCGGUGCCUUCAAGAUCAACUUCUACGCCAGCAUCUUCUUCUUGGUCUGCAUCAGCCUGGACCGCUACCUCUCCAUCGUCUGCGUCGUCCGCAUGUACAAACGCAGUAAAGCCUCCGCCGUCCGACUCACUGCUGUAGCCGUCUGGGCCGCCUGCCUCCUCCUCACCGUGCCGGACUUCGUCUACUUGUCCGCGGAGUACGACUCGCGCCAGAAGUCCACCUCCUGCUCGCUGGUCUUCCCGACGGCUUCGGCCACGCAGUGGAAAGUGGGCCUGAGCCUUUUCAACCAAGUGGGCACCUUCUUCCUGCCCUUGCUGGCCAUGGGCUACUGCUAUGCCCACAUCGUCUUCACUCUGUUGCUGUCCAAGGGCUUCCAGAAGCACAAGGCCAUGCGGGUCAUCUUGGCCGUGGUGGGCGCCUUCUUCCUCUGCUGGCUGCCGUACCAUUUGGUCCAGUUCGCCAACACUUUGGACAGGCUGGGCCUCCUCGAAGAGGACUGCGCUCGGCAGGAGAGGCUGGAGGCGGCCGAAGUGGUGGCCACCGCCUUGGGCUUCUUCCACUGCUGCCUCAACCCGCUCCUCUAUGCCUUCGUAGGGGUCAAGUUCCGACACCGGUACCUGGAACUGCUCCAAAAGCUGGGCUGCGUCAGUUACGAGUUUGUGGCCAAAUAUAGCCGGCAGGGGUCGGCCAACCGGAGGGAGUCCACCUGGUCCGAAAGCACCGAAGCCACCUAUUCCGGAGGGUUCUAGGACAUUUU